Molecule: messenger RNA, 1185 nt
Organism: Adineta steineri
Lineage: Eukaryota; Metazoa; Rotifera; Eurotatoria; Adinetida; Adinetidae
Source: the annotation of a GenBank genome assembly
AUGGCAAAAUCAACACAUAAUCAUGAAGAAACCUCUACUGUUUCGAAUGAUAGUGAUACUCAAACAAUAACAAAUGAAGAUGAAGAAGAAAAACAUUUUCGAAAAGUAAUUAGUGCAUUUCUUUAUUACAAAACAUUAGCUCGAAACCGAGUUCGUCGUGCAUUUUAUUCAUAUAAUCGAUUAUCUGAUGCACAUAAAAAUCUUGUACCUAAAUAUGAAACUCAUCUGGCUCAAUUACUUAAAUGUAUUGAUCGAAAUGAUUUCGUCAUCCGACAAAUCCUUAAUGGUUGUGAACAUUUAUUUAAUAAUUAUUCGAUAUUUUCAAAUUCUGCAGAAACAAAUCAAAUGUCAACUGAACAAGAUUCAUUGUCACCACCAUCUGGUGUAACAUCAAUGGAUAUGGAUAAAGUAAAAACAACAAUAAAACAAUUUGUUCGUGAUUGGACUCAAGAUGGUGAACAAGAACGAUUUGUUUGUUAUAAACCAAUUAUUGAUGAAGUUAAACGACGUUUUCCACCUACGACAAAUGAAGGUGGCCUAAGUAAUCAUUAUUCACCUAUUCAAAUUCUUGUACCCGGUGCUGGUCUUGGUCGUUUAAGUUGGGAAUUUGCUCGACUUGGUUAUGCAUGCCAAGGCAAUGAAGUUAGUUUAUAUAUGUUAAUUGCAUCUCAUUUUGUAUUGAAUAAAUGUUCACAAAUAAAUGCUCAUACAAUUUAUCCAUGGAUAUUAAACUUCUGUAAUAAUAUUACAAAUGAUGAUCAAUCACGUGCUGUUCAAUUUCCUGAUGUUGAUACAUCUUCACUACCAAUGGAUUCUCGAUUUAGUAUGUCCGCUGGUGAUUUUCUUCAAAUAUACAAUGAUCCAAAUGAUUGGGAUUGUGUAACAACAUGUUUCUUUAUUGAUACAGCUCAUAAUGUUAUAGAAUAUGUUGAACGAUUAUGGAAAAUUCUUAAACCUGGUGGUGCAUGGAUUAAUUUUGGACCAUUACUUUAUCAUUUUGAAGAUAUUCCAAAUGAAAUGUCUUUUGAAAUAAGUUAUGCUGAUUUACGAACAGCUAUUCUUAGCUAUGGAUUUCAAAUAGAGACAGAAAAAUUACCUAUUCGAGCAGGAUAUAUUAAAAAUGAACGAUCAAUGCUUCAUUAUGAAUAUGAUUGUGUCUUUUUUGUGGCAGUUAAGCCUGAAUAG